GUCCAGUAUCUAGGCGGGACAAAUGGCCAGACUGAUCAAAUAAACUUUUUUUUACUCACUAGGAAGCGGCCGCAUACAACUUUUCCUCAGCUAUGCACCAAAAGCUGUUUGUUUUCUCUCUUGUAUUCAUUUUCGGUUCUUUUAAUUACUAAAAGUUCAUUUGCAGAAGUGUUCCUGUGAUCUAAUAGACCUGGUACUGUAUACGUGUAAUACUCACCUGUACAGUGUUCCUACGGAUUUAUGGACUCGACUGUGAUCGAUUAGUAUGUGAAAGGGGUGCAUCUGUCUUUUUGGGUGGAAAAUGUCCAGCACAUUGCCGGAAGGUCAAAGGCUAAUCAGAAAACCUUUAAGAAGUCCAUUCAAGGAAAGAUCAGAAAAUGACAUGGGGCAUGUUUUUGUGGAGCCACAGACGCCACUAAAAAGCAAGGCUUCAGAUGCUGCGUUACUGGAGAGCCAUAAGAGCAUGGGACCCCUGACAACGCCUACUAAGGCCCUCGAGGCGCCAUCGAGCGACCCCUGGACACCUACCUCUAACCUGAAGAUGCUCAUCAGCGCAGCCAGUCCUGAGAUUCGCAACCGCGAGAAAGAGCGAGCCGCAGACAGCGGCGAAUCGGAAAACUCGCAGGAGCCUGAACAAGGGGAAGAAGUAGAAAAGCUACAGAUAAGCCGUAAAGACAAAAGCCUAGGCUUGCUUUGUUACAAAUUUCUCGCAAGGUACCCAGACUACCCCAAUCCUGCCGUAAACAACGACAUCAGCCUCGACGAUGUGGCGGCAGAACUAAGUGUGGAGCGACGCCGCAUUUACGACAUCAUGAACGUCCUGGAGAGCCUAAACAUGGUCAGCCGCCUGGCUAAGAACCGCUACACGUGGCACGGCCGAGUGAAACUCAAGCAGACGCUCGGCGUGCUGAAACGGGCCGGCAGAGACAACCGCUACGACCAGCUGAUGCAGCAGAUCCGGCAAAGGAGCCUAGAGCGAGACGAGAGGGAGAUCGACUUGGACGGAGAGGAGAAGGAGAAUGAAGAGAUGUCCAGUUUCGAUAUGGAUGGAGAUUCUAGUCAAGCGGAGCUUUCAGGAGCGGAUACUAAAGCGGCUUCGGCGAACAGUCGCAAAGACAAAUCUCUGAGAGUGAUGAGUCAGAAGUUCGUGAUGUUGUUUCUAGUGUCCAGCCCUCCUGUGGUCAGUCUCGAAAUGGCUGCCAAGAUCCUCAUCGGUGAAGAUCACGUUGUGGAUCAGGACAAAAACAAGUUCAAAACUAAGAUCCGCAGACUUUAUGACAUUGCGAAUGUUUUGAGCAGCCUAGAGCUGAUAAAGAAAGUGCAUGUGACCGAGGACAGAGGAAGAAAGCCUGCUUUCAAGUGGACCGGGCCAGAACACUUACCACCUCCAAUGGAUCUGGGGACCUCAGCGUUAUCAGCAGCGUCACGGCCUCUGGAGUCUCGUUCCUCCGUUGACAACUGUGCUAAAAAUCUGUUUUCAUCACCUGGAACAAAGCGGGGUUUUACUCGACACCAUUCCUUGGUCAAGCUGGUCAAGAGCAUACAAGAUGACCGCAGAAAAAUCAACUCCGCUCCUUCUAGUCCAAUUAAAAUGACAGGCGAUUCUGCAAACGGCGAGUUCUACACGAACAAAAUGGCUCACCUGGCUGCUAUCUGCAAAAAGCAACUAGAUGAACAAUCGGCGAGCCGAUGUAUUCAGCAUAAGAAUGAGGUGACAGACGCUGUGAAUGGAAGCACUUCACAAGUAUCUGAACUACCUGAAUCCACGUCUGCUAGCAAUCAUCAGUCCCACGGGCCUUUGGGAAUGCAGAUCCCGGUUCUUCCCACAGGGGCCAUUCCUUACAUUUCCACCAAGUGCUCCCCGAUCAUCCCGGUUCUGAUACCCCAGCACCAGGCAGGCGGGUCGUAUGCUGUUUACGUGCACCCCACUUCUCUCAGGCCGCAGCCCACCAGCCUAGCAGUCCGUUCAAUGACAUUCGAGAGCCCGGGAAGUGCAAACACAAAGACAUCGCCUGCUGCAACAGCUAGCGGUAACCAAACCAACCAACCGUCAUUGCAGGUUAAAGAGCCGACGAGUCCCUCAACCCUUAAACGAGCAUGUGGAGAAAAGACCUUAACAGGAAGUCCAUCUAAAUUGCAGCGGAUAGAGCCAAAGAGUGUUUCACCGAAGCUGUGUGAGAUCCUGCAAGCUCGUCUAAAGGCCCACAGAGGGGCACUUACCUCAAACCGGCCUUCCCCGAGAGCCCUACACCUGGAGUUCUCCAAACCCUCUGAGAACCAGCCUCCCUCACUAAUCGCUGGCACAGCGCCUAUGGAGCACAGCGUGGAGACAUUCCUGGAAAAGGAGGAGAAGGUUCAGACCUCGGACAGCGAGGCCGGUCUUACGCCGGUCAGACCACCACAAUCACAGGCCCAGAAGUUUAGCGUUCAGGACACGGUGCUGCCAUCUGGGCCCAUACAUGCGGAGACUUUGAUCCCUGCGGGUUAUUUGAUUCCGAUCUCUCAGCAGUCCAUCGUGAACUUCAGAGAUCCACAGUGCUCCUCUGGAGAAGGCUCCAAAACCUCCACGCCAACAUACAACGUCUUUCACACCCCAACUGCAGGUUCCAGGCUUCCUCAAGAAGUCACCCCCACCCGGCUCCCCCUGCACCGGAUACCAUCCGUCUCUCCCUUCCCUUCUCAAGGGCAUCGCAUCCACAGCCCCAGUCCUGCCAUUCUCAACUUCACCCUGCAGAACCUGGGCCUUAUCCCCGGCUCCAGCACACCCAACUCCACUCCUGAGCCUCCUCACCCGGGGCUCGCUCCGCAGGGCAUGAUCUUCGUGAAGCCCAUCUCACCUGCCCGAGCUCUGCAGCCCGUCACCCUCAUCAGCAUACCUCAGCCUUUAGUGACCACCCCUAAAGGUCCCUGUCAGCACCUCCAGCAGAGUUUCUUUCACACGCCCGUCUCCUUCCCCGCCGUAACCAACAGCACGGCUCCCAAAAACAUCUACAUCCCUCAGAGAAAGCUCGACGUGAGUCCAGAGGACACCUAAGACCUUCACGCCGACAAAAACCACUGUUCUGUUUGAGCCAUUCUGUCUGUCUGUCUGUCUGUCUGUCUGUGUGUGUGUGUGUGUGUGUGUGUGUGUGUGUGUGUGUGUGUGCGUGCGUGCGUGUUUUCACGUUUUCCUCUUUUUACGUAUUUUUACUUUACUGUAGGGUCUGCAUUAACUUCACACGAAUCUGUGGUGCUUGAUGCUUUUUUUACUACUGAGACUCUUCGCAGGACGGCCAAGGGUUUAUUUGCAGAAAUAAAAGCACAUUUCAGGGGUGUUCUUUAUGCUGUAAAUUUAGGGUAAAAAAAAAAAAAAGGUAUGAGCUAAAAUUUUAAGAAAUAUUAACAGGAAAUGUCAUUUCAGGGAUUGUAGGAAUUGCCAAAUUUGUACGAUUUUUUUUUUUUUUUAAGUUGUUGUAAAUGGCGUCGCCUUAAAGUGUUAAAGUACCACAGUAUAUUAAAUUGGGAGGAUGUUAGAUUAAGGGUGUUUUUUAAAUAUUGUAGAUGUAUUUUAUGUUAAUGAAAUCUAGCAAUAUUACUAUCUGCACAUCAUUUAUUCGAAUCGCCUUUGCGAGCUGAUUUCUGUGUAAUAAAGAUAAAUGAAUGUGCCUCGC
Messenger RNA from Puntigrus tetrazona (Sumatra barb), 3650 nucleotides. It is a transcript of the gene e2f8, whose product is annotated as E2F transcription factor 8. Gene Ontology annotation, molecular function: RNA polymerase II cis-regulatory region sequence-specific DNA binding; DNA-binding transcription factor activity, RNA polymerase II-specific. The record is from RefSeq and is a predicted model, not a curated record. NCBI's taxonomy places the organism in Eukaryota, Metazoa, Chordata, Actinopteri, Cypriniformes, Cyprinidae. The transcript has 14 exons. The coding region runs from base 302 to 3034 and encodes 910 amino acids. Gene Ontology annotation, biological process: regulation of transcription by RNA polymerase II. Gene Ontology annotation, cellular component: RNA polymerase II transcription regulator complex.